Molecule: messenger RNA, 4410 nt
Organism: Penicillium subrubescens
Lineage: Eukaryota; Fungi; Ascomycota; Eurotiomycetes; Eurotiales; Aspergillaceae
Product: putative ABC multidrug transporter
Exons: 2
Coding region: 1-4410 (1469 amino acids)
Biological process (GO): transmembrane transport
Cellular component (GO): membrane
Molecular function (GO): ATP hydrolysis activity; ATP binding; ABC-type transporter activity
Source: RefSeq, a predicted model, not a curated record
AUGCACGCCGUGCAAGAGGAAGACUCCCAUGAGGGGGCUUCUCAUCAUCUCAACAAUGAAAAAGGUCAUCACAAUAUGCCCUCUUCUUCAGCCUCUUCCGAUACCCUAGCAUCUCCUACUAGCCCACGGGGCGAAAUCGACCCAGCUGAUGCUGCAUUUAUCACUCAAAUGGUGAGCUGUGAUCAGCAACUAUCUCAAAUUGCAUCUCGAGUCAUUGGUGCCGAUAAUCCCGCACUCGAUCCCGAGAACAAAGAUUUCGACCUCUCUCUCUGGUUACGCCAUAUUGUGCGUCAGCUGAAUCACGAAGGCAUUCUUCAUUCCAAAGCCAGUGUAUAUUUUCGCAAUGUCCAUGUCACUGGUACAGGCGCUGCUUUGCAGCUUCAACAGACCGUGGACGGGAUUUUCACGUCUCUUCUUCGCCCUCGUGAGACAUUCAGUAUCGGCUCCAAACCUCCGAAGCAGAUCCUGAAGCAAUUCGAUGGCAUUCUUGACAGUGGAGAGCUCCUCAUUGUGCUUGGAAGACCGGGGUCUGGCUGUAGUACUUUCCUCAAGACUCUAUGCGGCGAGUUGCAUGGCUUGGAGCUGGACGAGGCCUCCGAGGUUCACUACAGUGGCAUUCCGCAGCAGACAAUGCAGAAGGAGUUCAAGGGUGAGAUGGUUUACAAUCAGGAGGUAGACAAGCAUUUCCCUCACUUGACUGUUGGUCAGACUCUUGAAUUCGCUGCUGCCGCCCGCACUCCCUCUGCUCGUCGAGAGGGAUUGUCUCGCGAAGAAUAUGCCCGAUCGUUCACCAAGGUGAUGAUGGCAGUCUUUGGACUUUCUCAUACUUACAACACCAAAGUGGGCAACGACACUGUGCGAGGUGUAUCUGGUGGCGAGCGAAAGCGGGUGAGUAUUGCAGAGAUGGCCUUGGCGAGGGCUCCGCUCGCUGCAUGGGAUAACUCAACUCGUGGCCUGGAUUCGGCGACUGCUUUGCGCUUCGUUCAAUCACUACGACUUGCCGCAGACAUCGACGACUCGGCCCAUGCUGUGGCUAUUUACCAGGCUAGUCAAGCUAUCUAUGACCUCUUCGACAAGACCGUGGUUCUAUACGAAGGACGUCAAAUCUAUUUCGGUCCUGCAAAUGCUGCAAAGGCUUUCUUCGAGCGACAAGGCUGGUACUGCCCGUCCCGUCAAACAACCGGCGAUUUCCUAACCUCUGUCACCAACCCUGUGGAGCGGCAAGCGCGCGAAGGUAUGGAGAGCCAAGUCCCGCGAACUCCAGAUGAAUUCGAGACGUACUGGCAUCGCUCCCCUGAAUAUCAAGAGCUUCAGCGCAUGAUGAAGGAGCACAAUGAUGAAGUCACCUCGAACUCGGAAAACAACGUCCGCCAACUCAAGGAGCAGAAGGUUCAGGCGCAGGCAGAUCACACUCGUUCAGCUUCGCCCUAUCUGCUUAGUGUUCCAAUGCAGAUUAAGAUGAACACCAAGCGUGCGUACCAGCGUGUCUGGAAUGAGCGCACAUCCACCAUCACCAGUUUCAUUGGAAAUUGCAUUAUUGCAUUGAUUGUCGGAUCUGUCUUCUACGGCACCCCGUCGGAGACGAGCAACUUCUACCAGAAAGGCGCCGUGCUUUUCUAUGCAGUUCUUCUUAACGCCUUGACCGCCAUGACCGAAAUCAACAGUCUAUACUCACAGCGACCGAUUGUCGAGAAGCAUAACACGUAUGCUUUCUACCAUCCAUUCACUGAAGCCAUCGCUGGUAUUCUGAGCGAUAUUCCCGUCAAAUUCUUGCUCGCGGUCGCAUUCAACGUCAUUCUAUACUUCCUCAGCAAUCUCCGUCGAGAGCCCUCACAAUUUUUCAUUUACUUUCUAAUCAACUUCAUCAUCAUGUUUGUCAUGAGUGCGGUCUUCCGGACUAUGGCUGCCAUCACCAAAACCGUUUCCCAGGCCAUGACUCUCGCUGGUAUUCUGAUUCUGGCACUGGUCAUCUACACAGGAUUCGUCGUGCCGGUACCAUACAUGCAUCCCUGGUUUGGUUGGAUCCACUAUCUCAACCCCAUCUACUACGCAUUUGAGAUUCUAGUGGCCAACGAGUUUCAUGGUCGCGAUUUCGCCUGUUCCUCGAUGAUCCCAGCAUACCCCAACAUGCAGGGUGAUACAUUUAUCUGCUCCUCGAAAGGUGCCAUCGCUGGUCAAACUACUGUCAGUGGUGAUGCGUAUAUUUGGGAUUCUUAUCACUAUUCCUACACGCAUGUCUGGCGUAACUUUGGAAUUCUGAUUGCCUUCUUGAUUGGAUUCCUCGCAAUCUACUUCGUCUGCACGGAGCUCAACUCAUCGACCACGAGUACCGCUGAAGUGUUGGUGUUCCGGCGCGGACACGAGCCCAAGGCUUUGAAGGACGGUGGGGUCGAUGAAGAAGACACAAAUGGUACAUCGGUCGUGGCAGCUAAUGAGAAGGCUGAAUACAAUCUGCCAAACCUGCCUCCGCAGCGAGAUCUCUUCACCUGGCGUGAUGUGGUUUAUGACAUCAAGAUCAAGGGCGAGCCCAGAAGGUUACUUGACAACGUCUCCGGCUGGGUCAAACCGGGCACACUGACUGCCCUGAUGGGUGUCAGUGGUGCUGGCAAGACUACGUUGCUGGACGUCCUAGCCCACCGCACCACCAUGGGUGUCAUCACUGGUGAUAUGUUCGUCAACGGAAAGCCUCUUGACUCCAGUUUCCAACGGAAAACUGGAUACGUCCAGCAACAGGAUCUUCAUCUUGAAACCGCUACAGUGCGUGAGAGUCUUCGGUUCAGUGCAAUGCUUCGUCAACCAGCUUCCGUUUCAAAGGAAGAGAAGUAUGCCUACGUUGAAGAGGUCAUCUCAAUGCUGAACAUGGAAGAAUUCGCCGAAGCGGUUGUGGGUGUACCGGGUCAGGGUCUCAACGUGGAACAGAGAAAAUUGUUGACUAUUGGUGUUGAAUUGGCUGCUAAACCAAAGCUGCUGCUUUUCCUUGACGAACCAACUAGUGGUCUGGACUCUCAAAGCUCUUGGGCAAUCUGUAACUUCCUUCGCAAACUCGCCGACGCCGGUCAAGCAAUCCUGUGCACCAUCCAUCAACCCAGUGCCAUUCUAUUCGAACAGUUCGAUCAGCUGCUGUUCCUGGCUCGCGGUGGUAAGACCGUGUAUUUCGGACCUAUUGGUGACAACUCUCGCACUCUCCUCGACUACUUCGAAAACCAUGGAGCCCGUACCUGUGCCGAUGACGAAAACCCGGCCGAGUAUAUGCUCGAAAUUGUCAAUGCAGGCACCAACCCAGAAGGUAAGACCUGGUUCGACCUUUGGAAUGGAAGUGCCGAAGCCGCGGGUGUGCAAAAGGAAAUUGAUCGUAUUCACGAGAGCAAGAAGAACCAGCCUGCCCACGACCCGGAUCAGCUCCCAGACCCAAGGGAACAGUCUGAGUUUGCCAUGCCGCUCAUGAAGCAAAUGCCCAUUGUCUUCACCAGAGUUUUCCAGCAAUACUGGCGUAUGCCAGACUACGUGAUGGCGAAAAUCAUGCUGGGUCUCUGCUCCGGCCUCUUCAUCGGCUUCUCCUUUUUCAGACCCGAUCAUUCCCAGCAGGGUAUGCAGAACCAGAUUUUCUCUCUUUUCAUGAUUUGUGCAAUCUUCUCUUCCUUGGUCCAGCAAAUCAUUCCACUGUUCAUCACUCAGCGUGCACUAUAUGAAGUCCGCGAACGUCCCUCAAAGACGUACUCCUGGGUCGCUUUCAUGACCUCCUCCAUUCUGGUUGAAAUCCCAUACCAGAUCAUCAUGGGUAUUCUCGUUUAUGCAUGCUACUACUAUGCCGUGGAUGGUGUACAGAGCUCGUCCCGACAAGGACUGGCUCUCCUCUUUUUCCUGCAAUUCUUCGUAUAUUCCGGCACGUUCGCAGACAUGGUCAUCGCAGCCUUACCCGAUGCUGAAACCGCAGGCGCCAUCGUCACUCUUUUGUUCUCCAUGGCCUUGACUUUCAACGGUGUCAUGCAAACCCCCGACGCCCUCCCUGGCUUCUGGAAGUUCAUGUACCGCGCCUCCCCAUUCACAUACUGGGUCGGCGGUGUCGCUGCCAACCAAAUGCAUGGACGGGAGAUCAAGUGCAGCGACACGGAGAUGUCAAUUUUCAACCCCCCGUCUGGCGUGACCUGUGGCCAAUACCUCCAGAAGUAUCUCUCCGUGGCACCGGGUUAUCUGGAGAACCCCAAUGCAACCCAGUCCUGUGCCUACUGCUCUCUUUCCACGGCUGACCAAUACCUGGGCUCUGUGCGGAUGGUUUGGGAUGAGCGAUGGCGUAACUUCGGCAUUUUCUGGGUGUACAUUGUAUUUGACAUUGCCGCUGCGGUUGCACUAUACUACUGCUUCCGUGUCAAGAAGUGGAACUUUGGUUCUAAGAAGCAGAAGUCUGCUUAG